ACACACACACACACUCCUCCUUCAGUCCCUCCAGCCACGCACACACUGGCAGAGCUGCUGUCCGCAGUGGGUUGUACAGUAGCUUCAGCUGCCUGGGAUCUCUAAACUACUCCCUGAAAAGUCUGGGAUCGGACGGUGAACGUGGAAGAAGAGAGGAAGAGAGCCCAAAACCAGACGAGACGACGUUUGUUUUUUAGCCGGAGUACAGAGAUGAUGAAGACUAAAGUGUGGAUUGGCCUUUGUGCGCUGCUGCUCAUUAAUCUGGGAUUAACUGAACAUACAGAUGAUCAUCCUGCAGCCCCGGCUGCUCCACAAAGUGCUCCUGAUGGUGAGGUGCCUCCUGAGGCUCCAGCUACUGAGUCUCCGCCCGGUUCCAGCCCGGACUCCAUCAGUCAUGCUGUCACCGUAUCUCCACUGAACGGCUCCGAGACAAAUCCAAGUUCAGGAGACAACAGCAGUUUGAGCAGCGUCACGGCUGCAAAGGAGGAAUCUAUUCCUGUGACGCAGGAACCAAAGAAAGUUAAUGAUACCGUCAUCGUCCCUCCCUCAGAGGCUGCAGUUCCUGAAAAUAAUACAAACCUAACAGAUGAGUCGACAUCACAGCCUCCAGUUCCUCCUUCUGGGAGCGACGCCCCCACCUCCCAAACACCGACUUCCAUCGCCACUUCUGGUCCCACACACUCAACUAACAUGAGCACUGCAGACACACCCACCACCACAUCUCACGACGAAGCACCUCCACUUCCUGUCUCUGUAACACCAACAAACCAGUCAACAGUCAACGAAACACACCCGUCCACACCCAACAUCCCAACAUCUGAGCCCCCAAAGCCUGAAGCGACCACUGCUGCCAUGAUCACCCAGCCUGGUUCAACAUCCAGCAACGUCUCCUCUCCCCCGAAACCCACGUCUCCACACAGCAACACACAGCCCGCCACACAUCAUGAGACCUCCACUGGAGCCCACCAUCAGCCCACCAUCAGCCCCUCCGCCCAGGCCAAACCCAAUGCGGACACCCCGUCCCAGCUCAACUUCGGGGGUGACCCGACGAUGGUCCAUGACGCUCCCACAUUAGACCCCCUCCUGGCUGGCCUGGUGUCAGCCUUCAUCAUCACUGCUGUCAUCAUCACUCUGCUCCUCUUCCUCAAACUGCGCCGGAGAGACAACCGGCCGGAGUUCCGCAGGCUUCAGGACCUACCUAUGGACGACAUGAUGGAGGACACACCCUUGUCCAUGUACAGCUACUGAUGGAGGCACGACGGAAACAUUUCUGGCACCCAAACACUCUACUUGAGUCCAGGCUCAUGCUGCAGUGGUUCUUUAACCUGGCCUCUCUUCCCUUAAUCUGCACCAAACAGAAAGAACCCCGGGUAGGUGUGAGCAAAAUGUCUGGAUUGCUUUCAUUUCGAGAUCACUGACAUGUAGGAAAGGACGUGAUUGAAACCGCAAUGGACAGUGAAGAUAUCGCCCAUGUCAGGGUCGCUU
This is a messenger RNA of Centropristis striata (black sea bass), 1485 nucleotides long. RefSeq names its product mucin-2-like. The record is from RefSeq and is a predicted model, not a curated record. Bases 211 to 1248 code for a protein of 345 amino acids. NCBI's taxonomy places the organism in Eukaryota, Metazoa, Chordata, Actinopteri, Perciformes, Serranidae. The transcript is spliced from 5 exons.